This is a messenger RNA of Coregonus clupeaformis (lake whitefish), 2074 nucleotides long. Its product is annotated as 14-3-3 protein epsilon-like. Gene Ontology annotation, cellular component: cytoplasm. NCBI's taxonomy places the organism in Eukaryota, Metazoa, Chordata, Actinopteri, Salmoniformes, Salmonidae. The record is from RefSeq and is a predicted model, not a curated record. The transcript has 6 exons. Gene Ontology annotation, biological process: signal transduction. The coding region runs from base 153 to 920 and encodes 255 amino acids.
CAAUUUCCCGGAUUGAGUCCGGACGCCAUCUUUACACCAGUGCUACCGGUAGUUAGAGAGUGGGGACGCUGAGCUGCUGCUCCACCAGGAACCGCUGCCUGAGACAGAUCCACGUUCAGCCUCUCCUCAUCGACAGCCCGACCUCGAACACCAUGGCAGAUCGAGAACACUUAGUAUACCAGGCCAAACUCGCCGAACAAGCCGAGAGAUACGAUGAAAUGGUGGAGUCCAUGAAGAACGUGGCAGGCAUGGAUGUGGAGCUGACGGUGGAAGAGCGGAACCUGCUGUCGGUGGCUUAUAAAAACGUGAUCGGAGCCAGAAGAGCAUCCUGGAGGAUAAUCAGCAGCCUCGAACAGAAGGAGGAGAACAAAGGAGGCGAAGACAAACUUAAGAUGAUCCGGGAAUACAGGCAAACGGUGGAGAAUGAGCUAAAAUCUAUCUGUAACGACAUUCUGGAUGUACUGGACAAGCACCUCAUUCCAGCUGCAAACACAGGAGAAUCAAAGGUUUUCUACUACAAAAUGAAGGGAGACUACCACAGGUACCUGGCGGAGUUUGCCACAGGCAACGACAGGAAGGAGGCGGCGGAGAACAGUUUGGUAGCCUACAAAGCCGCGAGCGACAUCGCCAUGAUCGAGCUCCCUCCGACUCACCCCAUCCGCCUGGGACUGGCACUCAACUUCUCCGUAUUUUAUUACGAAAUUCUCAAUUCCCCCGACCGUGCAUGCAGGUUGGCGAAGGCGGCAUUUGACGAUGCCAUUGCAGAACUGGACACGCUGAGCGAGGAGAGCUACAAGGACUCCACGCUCAUCAUGCAGUUGCUACGCGACAACCUUACACUAUGGACUUCAGACAUGCAGGGAGACGGUGAAGAACAGAAUAAAGAAGCACUGCAAGAUGUGGAGGAUGAGACCCAGUGAGACUUUACAGCCAAUACCCGAAACCUCUCUUUCCCUCUCUCCCUCCUAUUACCUCCCCUGUCUGCCCCGCUAGCCCCAGGUCCUACUACGUGUCACAGUGAGAGCUCCCAAACUUGGCUUUUACUCCGACGCCCACUCGCUCUAUUUCUCCCCACCUCUUCUUUCUUUAAUUCUUUCUUUAUUUUCUACCACUCUGUCUGUCUGUCAGCUCAUAGCCCCUCUGGGCUUCCUAGGGUUCUCUCUUCUGGUUUUUAUUUUCUUUAAAGAAAUCUAAUUAAAAUCACCCAUUUCAGUGGAAAUAAUACACUUCCGCAUUAAAACACAGGAGAAAAUGUAAAAGCUUCAAGCUGUUCCUGGGUGUUACCUUUAUUUAUUUUUUUAGAACUCCUGUUGCAAGCCUGUAAGGUUCUCUUCGUUUCCUUUCCUUCCUUUUCUUUGUUGCUUUAUUUGUUUUUUUUUGUUGCCAUGUCAUCAGUUGCCAAGUGUGCUUGCUUGGGGUCGUCAACGUUCACACGAUUUAACGAGUUGAUUUUUAAAACACAAACGUUUGCUGUAAUGCUUUUUCCAUAACUGUGAUGUCUUUGUGCUACUUUACGCUAAUCGUCUAAGCUUUUGGUCGCAAAUUAGGGAUGGUCGCGGAUUUUGACGGUUUUUAAAAGGGACAUAAAGCUUUUUAGAAGGAACAAAGUGGCCUCUUAUUUGUGAUUCUCCUCUCUCUCUCCCUCUUUCUUGUUGCAAGCCUCUGUUUUAUCAAUGGCGAUAGCAGAACUUUCCACGAGCAUCUCUUUCUUUGCGAUCACCAGUCAAGUGGCGCUGCUUUUUUACUCAUUGCUGAUGUAAGGACACGAUGGCUUGUAGUAUUUGAAGGAGGGGGAAAAAAUAAGGAUCUCCCUCUCGCCGAUGUAAGGUAAAGCAGGUUUGCAUUGGCACUGUCAAAAGAAAAACCUGCUUAUGUCGUCUUGUUCCAGAAUGUUCUUUCUCUCUCUCUGUCCUGCCCCCAAAUUUUCUCUCUUCCAUUCAGUAUGUGUAACUUGAAUCUGAUUUGUACUACUGGAUAUUCUGACCGGAGCCACAAGCACCGUCUGUAUUCUUACUGAAACACAGCAUGGAAAUUAACAUUAAACUUCAAAUAAAAAAAGAAACUUCAAAUAAAA